AUGGAGGAAGAACGUGUUACUCUGGAGAAUAAAUACCACUUUUGGGAGAGUGAGGUGGAGCUGGCAAGGAAAAAGACCCUUGCUCCAGACGGAAAGAAGUUUCGCUACUUUGAUGACAAGGGCGUCUUCAACUUUGUCUUUAUGCUAUGGAUGUACAGGUGGGUUAAAGAAACGGCAGAAAGGUAUCUAGAUCCUUAUAUGCUUCACCCUCUCCCCUUGGCUGACCAGAUUCUUAUAUGGCAGCCUAUUCUUUCUAAACACAUUAGUGAUGGUAUCGCAAGCCUGGAAGUAUAUGAAUCUUUAAGUGAAGAUGAGAAGAAGAAAGUCAAGCAACCUGUAAGAUACAUUCUGUUAAGGGCUCUAAUUUUGACUUUUUGGAAGAGGCUGCUUGUUAUUCUAGUUGGUGUGGUAGUGGUUAAUGCUAUUGGUAUGAGUGUAGCAGUGUUCCUGCACAAAUUACUAGAGUUACUCUAUAGAAGGGACUUUAAUUUUGUAGCGCUGUUGUCUCUUACCAUCUCUAUCGUCUUAAUUGAGUUAAUAAAGGAGCUUGGUAUGGAUCAUAUCAAUUACUAUUUGCAAAGACUUUCCAUUAUAAUGGACUCUUCUAUCCGUAUUACAAUAUUCCAACAUGGACUCUGUUAUAGAAGGAGUCUGUUUGGGCAUCUCUCUGACAAUCCUGACGCUUGCAAGAGCAUCAUUCACAGUUGCUCUGGAGAGGAUAAAUGCACAGACAAUCCACUCUUGUGCCCAGCAAGGCGUUACAAGAACAAUGAAGUAACCCCCAAAAUGUAUGCCCUGAUUCUAAAUGACUCACACUUUCUUCCGUUUUUCAUUGAGGCUAUUCCUGGGUUUAUUGAUUUCUUGACAUCACUUACCUAUGGAAUCAUCUUAAUGAGUAGUCAGUUUAAUGUUAAAGCACUCACUAUCCUCAUAAUUUCACUCUCUCUAGUUGUUUGCAUGUUCAUUGUUGAGAUCUUGAAUGGUUUCAUGUUAAGGUGGUAUCUCGGAAUCAGAGACCAUAGAAUUUCUAAAUCAAGCGAGGUAAUCUCUGGGCUGCACUUGAUUGAAGCCAUGGCUCUUGAUGAUAUCGGUCACGAUAUUAUCACUGAAACCAGGAAUGACGAACUUAAAAUUGUCUUUGUUCGCUUCUUCUUGUCCCUAGUAAACAAGGUUCUCACGACGUCGAUCAUGUGCAUCAAUAUCAUUGUUCUCGUAAAUGAUUUUGUCGGACAAGCCAGAGAAGCCACUGAUAUCAAGAUCAUCAAUCCUUCGGGGCUAUUGGCAUCCGUAUUUGUUAUUAUGAAGAUCAUUGGCCCGCUCUACAUGGUUCCCAUGUACCUGAGACUCAUGCUAUUCGGGAUCAAUGCAUUCAAAAGAAUUGAAUUGUUCUUGAGAACUUGUUCACCAAACUUUUACAUUCCUGAUAACAAGUUUACUGGGGAUAUUCCUCUGCCAGAUGGACUGCCUGAUAAGAACAAGACACUGCCAAAAGGCCUAGUUGUGAUGUUCAAGCAGGCCUCCUUUGCUUGGGUCAACAGUAGAAAGGAUCUUCUUGACAAUACUGGUACUACUUGUCUUAGGAACCUUGACUUUGUCCUCAAUACUGGUGACCUUGCCAUCAUUACUGGUGCUCAAGGUUCUGGUAAGAGUAACUUUAUCAAGGCUAUCCUUGGUGACAUGACUCUUGUUGAAGGAUCAAUGGCUGCACUGCCUCUAUCUACCAACAUGCCAAUAUUCUAUGCCUCUCAGGAUGUCUGGCUACAAAAGGGUACCAUUAAGUCUAACAUUACCUUUGGUCACAGAUUUGAUGAGGAUAUCUACAACACAGUUCUGAAGGCUAUUGAACUUGAACAUGACAUUUCCACUUGGGAAGGAGGUGACCUGCGUAAGAUCUCUGAACAUGGUUAUUCCCUCAGUGGAGGUCAGAGAGUAAGAGUUGGACUUGCUCGUGCCAUUUAUGCCUAUCUCAUCUUUAGCGAGGCUAAUAGAGAGAACGGAUCUGACCAUUCCCUCCUUGUAGUCCUUGAUGACUGUUUCACUAGCUUGGAUCCAUUCGUGGCGAAGACAAUCUUCAAGAAUCUCUUUAAUGUUAAUGAUGGACUAUUGGCCAAGGACGAUGUUGCUACUAUUGUCACGAUUUCCAAGCGUAUAUUAGAUGCUUGUGUAUCAGCUGAGUCAUCGGAGUCAUUCCCGGAUGCUCCAAUAUAUUUUCUGGAGAACAAGGGUCUUGUGCAUGAGAACAAACUCAAGUCUUUGAUAGAGCAUGAAGUUGGUCAUCUUGAGCCUCCGAAGCCUUCUUUUGAUAGAGUAAAGCUUCCGCCUGUAUCACGUGAUAUUCUUAGAAGGUGUAGUUCUGAUGAUUUUACCAAACUUGGACGAAUGAGGUUGACAAAAUCUAGAUAUGCCAACUCUCCAACAGUUCAGAUGUUAUAUGAUAGGAUCAACUUUAAACGUGGAAAGAACAAGAACUUCAGAGCUGUUGAUGUUUACAUCCGUGCGGCUGGUUGGCCCAUUAUGCUCUUCUUUAUACUUACAUUCACCUUCUCAAGUUUGGACAGCACAAAGUUCAUCAUCACUUCCGGAGUAUCUGACUCAAUUGCUGGAUAUUUGCAAAAUAAUGAAGAGACAGGGGUAUCACUAGAGGACGUUAGGGAAUAUUCCUAUAGAUCCCUGAGAUGGAUAAUUAUUCUAUCAGUUUCUGUCAUGAUUGGAGCUUUCUUCCGUGUAGUUGCUAUGACAUCUGCUUCUGUUAACGUUUCAAGGAGAAUCCACGAGUAUUGUAUCGACUCUGUUUUUACCAACAAUUCUGCAGUUCUAAAGAUCAAAAAGUCAUUGAGCAGUGUACAAACAUUCUUGUACAUAGAUAUUCUUGCCAUUGACGGCUUCUUGAGUUACUACCUUCACGACGUUUUUGUACUUUCCAUUGAAAUGACUGUCCAGAUGUUGACGCUAUUCUUCAUGAUGCCAUGGUCCACUCCAAUCGCUAUAUUACUUGGGUUUAUAAUCCUGAGGUCUGUAGUAUAUUUCUAUGUAAAGUCCUGCAAGAAUGUAGGAUUUUCACGCUUGGAGGCUUACAAUCAAAUUGAUUCUAUCAUAGAAUCCGCAAUCUCUGGCUCGUACGUAUACCGUAGUUUUAAGAGUGAAUGGAAAUUGGUUCACAUGACGAUUGAGCACGUGGAUUAUAACGUCAGGGGUACAUACAUGAACAAUUCCGCUAUGUUUUGGACUUGCAUUACCUCUAGGUGUUUUCUUGCACCAUUGGCUCUGUUUAUUCUCGUAUUCCCUCUUGUUAGAUCAAGAUAUUUUGGAAUAAACGUACAGAUUGGUUAUUAUGCUAUGGCAUACUCAUUGUUCUUAAAUAUUAACAACAGUCUCUCGAACCUUCUUCAGAUAUCAUAUUAUCUUCAACUGUGUAAACUUCCCAUGAGAAGGUUCAAGAACUUUGUCCCUCCAAAUACUCCACUAAAAUUUGACAAAAAGAGGAACAUCCACCAAACCAACGUCAUUGUUAAUCGUUCUGCGUCAAGUGGAGAUGAUAAGAUAGCAGAUGAUAAUAUAAAAGAGACCCUUCGUAGAAGGCGACGUAGUGAGCAUGCUGAUAGAAGAGCUGCUAGAUGUACUAGUCUCAAGAUGCUCUUUUUCAACCACCAUGUUAAUAUACUUGACAUUUCCAAGUAUGCAGUUCCAGGUCAAGUCAGAGUACAGCUAAAGGAUGUUAAUGUCUACAUUACCUCCUGCAAGGAUGGAACGCGAUUCCCUAUUUUAAAGAAUGUUACCUGUUCUGCUAAUACAUCUGAUAUUAUUGGAGUCAUUGGCAGAACUGGAGCAGGAAAGUCUACCCUAUUGUCAGUACUUCAGAAUCUGGCAGAGCAUAGGGAAGGUUCUGUUUUGCUUGAUGGCUGCGACUUGAAUGAUAUGCCAAAGAAUGUGACUAGACAGAUCAUUGGAGUACUACCUCAACUGCCAUUUGUAUUCAGGGGGUGGACUGUUCGCAGAUUCAUUGACCCUAGAAUGUUAUUUGAUGACGCUGACAUUGAAGCAGCCUUGGAGAUUUGUGGUUUACUCACGUUUGUCGAGAAUCUCCCGGGUGGCAAGGGCCUUGACACAGUCAUUAUACCUGACCAUUACCACAAGGAUCUACCAAGGCAUUUAAAGAGAGCUUAUUAUGGACCUACCCUGAAACCGCACGACUCGCCUUCCGCAGACAGUGUCAACGUUGACUAUGGAUCGGUACUUUCAAACUCACAGCUACGUAUGUUAUCAGUAGCAAGACUGGUGCUUUAUAGAGAAUUUUACAAGAUACUCUUGGUUGAUGAACCUCCAGAGGAUGAGGUCGGAACAUUCAAGACGGUUGAUAUUCCCAUUUAUGAAAUUAUAAGGGCACACUUUCAACAUUGUACAACAUUUAUUGCAGCACACGACGCAGGUGUUUUGCGUUUGUGCACCUCAGUCUGGGUUUUUCACAAAGGUUCUCUCAUUAGGACCUGCAAGACUGAGGAUAUCGUAGAUACUGGGUCACUCUCCAAGAUUAUAGAGGACUGUAUUUUAGGACAAAAUUAA
Molecule: messenger RNA, 4560 nt
Organism: Theileria equi strain WA
Lineage: Eukaryota; Apicomplexa; Aconoidasida; Piroplasmida; Theileriidae
Product: ABC transporter, ATP-binding protein domain containing protein
Exons: 1
Coding region: 1-4560 (1519 amino acids)
Biological process (GO): transmembrane transport
Cellular component (GO): membrane
Molecular function (GO): ATP hydrolysis activity; ATP binding; ABC-type transporter activity
Source: RefSeq, a predicted model, not a curated record